AUGCUGUCACCGGGCGGGUUCAUGUUUGGCAUUGUCAACAUUGUGGGCAACUUCGGUGCCGUCUUCCUCGAUAAUGGUUAUUGGAUGAGUGCAAUAGCAUCGCGCCCCUCCUCCACGCACAGAGGCUACAUUCUCGGAGGCCUUGUCUGGUUCGCUGUCCCAUUCUCCCUCGGGACCUCCCUCGGCCUUUCCAGCCUUGCCUUGGGAUUACCUGUCACUCUAGAGGAAGCUUCCCGGGGCCUUGUUCCCCCAGCUGCAGCCGUGGCUUUAAUGGGGGAUGCAGGGGCAGUGCUUAUCCUCGUUAUGGUGUUCAUGGCUGUCACUUCUGCUGGGUCUGCGGAGCUUUUAGCGGUUUCCUCGCUGAUGACUUACGAUAUUUAUCGGACAUAUAUCAACCCGAGGGCGACCGGGCGGCAGAUUUUGUUUUACUCUAGGGUUUUCGUGCUGACGUAUGGGCUGUUUAUGGGUGUACUGGCGGUAGGGCUUAGCGAGUUGCGGGUUUCCCUAGGCUGGAUGUACCUUGUAAUGGGCGUGCUUAUAGGCAGUGCGGUUAUACCCGUAACGAACCUGCUCCUAUGGAAGAAGGCGAAUGCAGUGGGGGCGAUAGCCGGGUGCAUUAUAGGAAUGAUUUCGGGUGUAGUAUCGUGGAUUACUGUAGCAGUGGUCAUGUACGGCACUGUGGAUCUCAACAGUACGGGAGAGGAGGCGCCUACGCUGACUGGCAACCUGGUGUCGUUGUUUGUGGGCGGCAUCGUGCAUGUGGCCUUCAGCCUCAAGUACCCAGAUGAUUACGACUAUGCGAGCACGAAAGCCAUAACGCUGUACCCAGACGACUACGACUAUGCGAGCACGAGAGCCAUAACGCUGGUGGACAGAGACUGGCAUUCAGACAUUCCCCCCUGGGAGCACGAUGAGACUCGCCUCAAGCAAGCGCGCCACUGGAUAAUCCUCUGGGGGGUCUGCCUCUCCGUGGUUCUCCUAGCCCUCUGGCCGCUGCUAGCGCUUCCCGCGGGGGUAUUUUCCCUGGGGUAUUUCACUUUCUGGGUCGUGAUUGCGAUCACGUGGGGCGUGGUUGCGUCCGCGGUGAUAAUUUUCCUGCCCGUAUACGAGAACUGGCGCGGAUUAUGGCUGGUCUUAGACGGGUUAUUUACGAGUGAUAUUUUGCAGGAGAAGGUUGAUGAUAUAGGGCUGAGAUUGGCUGCGAUCAUGGCUACCAUACCUGAAGCGGAGGCUCGGUACCUACAGUACAAGCGGGAGAUUUACGAGCUUCGGCAUAGAAGCUCGGGAGUGCCUAGCUCAGCCAAUUCAAUGGAAGAGGACGAUUUUGAGUUUGAAGGACCAGUUUCUUCGCGAGUCGCGCCCACCAACGGUCAAGAAGCUGCUGGCGCGGGCCGCACGAAGAGCUCGACUGACCGUUUGAAGGCUGGCGGUGCGGUUUCGUCGGGAUCCGAUGGGGGAGGCGGGGGAGGGGAGGUGGAGGAGGUUGGGGAGGAGGAGGUGGAGGAGGUAGAAGAGGAGGUGGAUAUAUAUCCUAUGGAAGAUGAGCAGGCGUCAUUUCCAGCUGCUGUGGCUGCAGCAGACGACCAUGCCACCACCACCAUACUCACCCUUCGUGCCUGUGUGGAAGAGAAGGAUGCAACCAUCAAGAAGCUGCAGUCACAAUUGGAUGAGGCACACGCGGAUCUGCACAAGUGGCGCUCGGCCUUCCAUCCUGCCAACAUCCUUGCCCCUGAGACUACAGCUGAGCCAGCAGCGGUGGUAGCAGCGUUUGAGGCAGUGCGGGAGGCAGAGGCGCAACUGCAAGAGAAGUUGCUAGCAGCGCGGAGGAGAGAGGCCGCCAUGCUGAUUCGACUGGCGGGCAGGGAGCAGGAGGUGGUUGCUGUCAAUGAGCAGCUGCAGCAGGUGUUGGAGAGCAUGCAGCCUGCCAGCACGCAGACUCGCUCGCUGCUGCUGGAUGCCGCCAUACAUGCCGAGUUCAAACGACUCAAGACUGAGAGCGAGGCGCUGGAGCGGCGAGUGAGAGAGCUACAGGACGACCUAGCAGCGGUGCAGUUCACGCCACACAGCAAGAACGGCAAGAUGCUCAUGGCCAAGUGCCGCACGCUACAAGAGGAGAAUGAAGACAUCGGCAGGGAGGCUGCUGAGGGGAAGGUGCAUGAGCUGGAGAACAAGCUGGCCCUGCAGAAGCAGCUCAACUCCGAGCUCAAGCGCGGCUACCAAGAGCUACAGGAGUAUGUGGAUGAGAUCAACGAGGAGGCAGAGAAGCUCGAGGAGACGGUGUACAAGCUGCAGAGGCAGCUGCAGCUCAGGGACGCCGAGGUGCAGGAGCUCUCACGCUUCAAGGCAAAUAAACGGAAGAAGCAGCACAAGGAGCACGCAGAUGGCAAACACGGGUACCAGGGUCACCACUCGCAGCACGCAAAUCAUUCCCACCAUCUCCACCACAGAUCCUCGAGCGAUGAGGAAUCCGACGGCGAGCAUUCGUCCCGGCAUUCGCAUCACAAAAACCGACACGGAUAUUCUGAGGAUCACUCGCACCGCCAUGACCAUAGCCACAGUCAUGGCCAUCGUAGCCAUGAGGGUGAGGAGCAUCAGCACAGGAAGCACCAUCGGCACCAUGACGAGGAACAAUCCGCAAUUCACCAUCAGCACCACCAUCAUCACAAGCACCGCCACGAGCAACAUCAUAAGCACAGCAGCCAUCACAGCCACGACGCGACCCAUCCGCAUCAUCAUAAUCCCCACAAGCACCACCAUCAUCAUCACCAAGAGCAUCGCAAGGAUCAUCAUCACGAGCAUCACCAUGACCACAAGCAUCAUAAACGGCAUCAGCACGAGGCAGAGAGAGUGGAUCACCAUCACUCGCAUCACCAUCACCAUCCCCACGGACACCACCAUAAACGGCACAAGGACCAGCGGCGACCAACCGACGCCAGACUCCCGCCAUCUAUUGCCGGAAUCCCUCCCGGGCCGCUCACAGACUUCGCCUUCUGGGUUCGCAGAACCUUCCUGUCGAAAGACGCGUUUGAGCCGCCGCAGCCGCCGCCGUACAGCAUUAAUCUCUCCAAGGACCAGGCCGUGCUGCUCCUUAAUGUCCUCGCGUUCGGAUACGCCGCCACCGCGGUGACCGUUAAGCUCAUGCAGGAGCUUCACGGGGGGCCCGGCGCGGGGGGAGAGGUCGGGGGAGCGCUUGCCGGCGCGGCAGCGGUGACUGCGGCGGGGGUGGCGGUCGGGGAGGCGAUUUCGACGCCUGUGGGGGAGGUAGUGAGUGACGUAAUUGGGGGAGGGUUUUUCAGCGGGCUGCUGGGGGAGGGUGUGUUUGAGGGUAUGUUCGGCUCAGGUGCCGUUGGUUAUCCUCUUUUUGGGAGUCUCGAUACAAGCGUAGAGUUCGCGAUUCGGUUUUUGUUCGCGACGAUCGGGCUGGGCGGGUUCGCGCUGGUGAGACACGUGGCGAGGAUACACCACGAGAGGACGCACCAAAAGGAGGCAACCUGGGGAGAGAAGGUGCUCGGAAACUUUCGAAACUCGUGGGAUGCGGCGUGGGACAUGUGGGGUAACACUGGGUUGAGCAACCCCAUGACGGCUUUACUGGGGGAGGGCGCAACUGACGGCGGGGAGACCAACAACAGGGGCAGCAACGGCCGGGGAGAAACAGAGCCGGAGGAAGAGAAAGUGAAGAAGAAAGGCAGGAGGGGGCAAGGAGGCAAGGAGGGGCUAGCGGCGGGGGUGUGGGAGUCAAUGGUGGGCGGCAGCAAGAAGGAGCGGCGGGAGAGGAAGGCGAUGGUGGUGGGGGGCGUGGAGCUGGGCGUGUGGAUGUUUGUGACGUACGCGGGGCAGGCCAUUGGGCUCGAAACCACCUCCGCGGAUGACGCUGCUCUCAUCCUCACCGUCUCGGUGGUGCUGGUUCCGUUCCUGGAGGCCCUGUCAGGCACGCCCAUCAACCGCAGCGUGUGGAUUGCCACACUCCUCGCCUGCACCGGCAUGGUGAUGUUGGAAGGCGGAGAGACCAUCACUGCUGUUGCAGUAGCAGCCACGCCAGCUGACAUCAUCGCCAGCUCAGCAUCAGCUUCCUCCAAUGCCAUCGCUGACACAGCAGCAGCAGCGCUGGCAUCGGUGCCCGUGCAAUGGAGCCUGCCUGUGGGCCACGUGUGGUGCCUCAUUGGCGCUGUGGGCUCUGCCAUCCACGUGGUCCGUUCCGAGGUUCUAUGUGCGCGUUACGAUCCGCUCAUCCUCGUAAUUCUCCAGCUCGGCACCACGGCAGCUAUCGGCGUGGUGUGGGUGCUGCUCUCGCUGGCAGGCAUCGCGCUCACAGCAGGGGGGAGUGCAGUGGCGGGGGCAGACGGCAGUGGGGCAGUAAUAGCGUGGAACCAGCUGCUGGCCGUGGCUGCUGCUGCUCCCAUCAGCAUGGCAUUGCUGGCUGGGCCCUUUGGAACAGGCAUGUGCGAGUGGCUGGAGAUGGAAGCACUGCGGUUCGUGCGAGCAUCAACAGCCACGCUCAUUCUCACCAUGAGCCCACUCUGGGGCAGCCUCCUGGCCUUCUUUUUGCUAGGAGAAACACUUAGCACAUCCACUGCUGCGGGCGCCAUUCUUAUACUGCUCGCCAGCCUAGAGGUGCAGCUGUUAGCGCCACAUGCAGAUGGGGAGGAUGAGGAGGGAGAGGAAGGGUAUGAACAGUAUGUGCAGGAAGGGAAGGGUGGAUGGUUAGGUUUUGGCAAAAAAUGGUGA
Closterium sp. Yama58-4 is the source of this 4725-nucleotide messenger RNA. The record is from the annotation of a GenBank genome assembly. Lineage: Eukaryota; Viridiplantae; Streptophyta; Zygnematophyceae; Desmidiales; Closteriaceae.